This is a messenger RNA of Ascochyta rabiei, 960 nucleotides long. Its product is annotated as cytosolic Fe-S cluster assembly factor cfd1. Gene Ontology annotation, biological process: iron-sulfur cluster assembly. The transcript has a single exon. Lineage: Eukaryota; Fungi; Ascomycota; Dothideomycetes; Pleosporales; Didymellaceae. The record is from RefSeq and is a predicted model, not a curated record. Bases 1 to 960 code for a protein of 319 amino acids. Gene Ontology annotation, molecular function: ATP-dependent FeS chaperone activity; 4 iron, 4 sulfur cluster binding; ATP binding. Gene Ontology annotation, cellular component: cytosol.
AUGCCUCUUGAAAAGGUACGAAACAUCGUCCUGGUCCUGUCCGGCAAAGGCGGGGUAGGCAAGUCGAGCAUCACAACCCAGCUUGCCCUCACGCUCUCGCUACAAGGCCACUCGGUCGGCGUCCUCGACAUCGACCUCACGGGUCCCUCGAUACCGCGCUUCUUCGGCAUCGAAGAGAAGAAAGUGCGCCAGGCCCCUGGUGGUUGGAUCCCCGUCGACGUGCACGCCGCGCAAACACUCCCCACACACGACACCAGCAACGGCGCAGCAGAGGCAGCAGGGCAGAGCAUCGGCGCGCUGUCGUGCAUGAGCCUGGGUUUCAUCUUGGCGAACAGGAGCGAUGCUGUCAUCUGGCGCGGCCCAAAGAAGACGGCCAUGGUUCGCCAGUUUCUCACCGACGUGCUCUGGCCUGAACUCGACUUCCUCCUCAUCGACACCCCGCCUGGCACGAGCGACGAACACAUCUCACUUCUCGAGACGUUGCUCAAGCAGACUUCGAGUCCCACCGCGCCACCGCGCCAACUCGCUGGCGCAGUCGUCGUCACCACACCGCAAGCCAUCUCCAUCAGCGAUGUCAAGAAGGAGUUGAACUUUUGCAAGAAAACGGGAAUCAGGGUGCUUGGCGUAGUCGAAAACAUGGCGGGCUUUGUGUGUCCGAACUGCAGCGAGUGCACGAAUGUGUUUAGUAAGGGCGGUGGAGAGAUCAUGGCGCGGGAUUUCGGGGUGCCGUUCUUGGGAUCAGUGCCUAUUGAUCCUGCAUUUGUCAUGCUUGUCGAAGAGGGCGCAAGACCGGUGUAUCCCAAAGGGACGGUUGUCGAAGGCACAGACGUCAGCAGCACAGGUGUAACAGGUGGUUCGAAGGAGGGGUUGUUCGUCGACAAGUACCGCGACUGCUCUCUAGCGCCUUUGUUCGAUAGCUUCGUAAAGAGGCUCAUGGUUGAUAUUCGGGGAACAGCAUGA